Molecule: messenger RNA, 2204 nt
Organism: Rhagoletis zephyria (snowberry fruit fly)
Lineage: Eukaryota; Metazoa; Arthropoda; Insecta; Diptera; Tephritidae
Product: protein fuzzy homolog
Biological process (GO): non-motile cilium assembly; vesicle-mediated transport
Source: RefSeq, a predicted model, not a curated record
UCUUGAACAAGAAGAACGAAAAGAGCGACAUAGACAAAAAGAACUAGAAGAACGAAGAUCAAAGAUUUAGUUCACUAGUUCAGUUAAAAGACCCGGUCAAUUGAACAAGUUCAGAACGAAACGACCCAACUCUAAUUAGCAGCACUUCUCGAUGAAGAAAACAGAAGAAAAAGAUGGGUUCACGAAAUAAAUUUGAGAAGAGAAGAAGAUGGUGAAUUUUCCAGCCUGAUGCCCCAACUGCGUAACCACGAGGAAAGAUUUUAUAAAUAUUUCCGCAUGCUCCCUGAAUGCUUUGAUGAAAUACUAAAUUUAAUAAGGACUGAUAUUACAAAGCAACACACAAAUUGGAGGGAGCCAAUAUCUGCAGAAGAGCGGUUAAUGAUAGCCUUAAGAUUUUUAUCGACUAAGGACAGCUUUUCUACAAUUGGACACAGUUUCAGAGUCGGAUUCACUACCGUUAGCGCAAUCGUGGAAGAAGUUUGCGAAGCAAUUUGGUUACGUAUGCAGCCCAUUUACAUGCCUCAGCCAACAGAAGCCAUAUGGAAAAAUUCAGCAGAGCAAUUUUACGAAGCAUGGCAGUUCCCAAAUUGCACAGGAAGUAUCGAUGGGAAGCAUGUUACAAUAAAGUGCCCAAAAAAUACUGCUUGGUUUGCAUAUUGUUUAAAAGGAUGUCGAUUUACAUAAUUUGCUUAACAACAAGUGGAGGUCUACCAGUGUUUACUCGCAAAAAAGGGGACUGCGAUAAUUUGCCCUUUUCUACUGUGGCUUCACUAAAUGGUUUUCAUAUGUUCUUCAAAUCACUGGGUAUAACCCUGCAAGUAACAUAUUCUGAGGAUUGGACUUAUGUUUGGCGAGAUUUCCACAAUGCUGUCACGUUGAUAGUUUGUGCCCGUUCAAUGUCUGAAGCGGUCCUGCAGUCACUAGCCGACGUAGUGUUUGGUGCAAUUGCACUAUUUGUUAAUUAUAAGGAGCUUGUUGAUUUAACUUUGUUGGAUCGGAUGAAGAAGGAGGCAAGAAAUUAUGUGCCAUUAGUAGAUGCGGCAUUAGAAGCGUGCACAACGCGCAUAUUAGGAUUUACCGACUGUAUACUAUCAACGGAAAAUCAACAAUUGGCGCAGCGACUAAACGAUUUUAGUGACCUUUGCGGUUCGCUUUUCUGCUGCCUUGUCGUUGGAAAUAACGUAGCAGUGGGUACAGAAGGCUGGUGGGAUUUGGAUCCAAUAGAUCGUGAAUUACUUUUAUUAUUACUAAAUUCGUCGAGUACUAUACAGAAUGAUGUCCCUGUGUAUUUACCAAAACGAGAUUCAACGUUGGCAUAUCGUUUCGUAAGUAUUCCAUUAGCGCCAAGUAGUAUCAUUUGUGUUAUAUGUGGAGCAGGUCCGAGUUUUCGCGAUUUGCGGACUAUGUCACAGGAUGUGUUUGGCGAAAGUCAAUUGCAGAACGUUGAGCGAUGUAUGCCACGCAGUUUACCAGAGCAAUUAGAUAUCGAUCAGUGUGUUCUGUCUAUUAUAGUUGCUAAUACAAACGCAAAAAAAUGUGUUUUUUCUCGUAAUUUAAACCAAAAUUCAGGAGGAAAAAGAGUAUUAGGGGGCGGCCUUUUGCGUGUAGAUUUAAUAAAAAAGAUCUUUGAUCAAACUCUGCAAUAUAACAAAGUACUAAAUGAAGACUGUAAAAUUGUACAACUGCGAACGCGACAUAUGGAGCCACUGGAUCAGUAUUGGUGUUUGGAUUACCAUAAAUGUUAUGCUCAUUAUGAUCAGCAUGGAAAUACUAUUUUCAUCCUCUUUAUAUCAUCUAUACCAACACCUGCAAUGAGGUAUUAGUUUUUAUAACGAAUUUCCACGUGUACUCAAUACUCGCACGUAAGGGUAUUCCACAAUAGAGAAAGUCUGCCUAUGCAGAACUGUCACAGUUACUUCAAUGUUUAAAGUAGAAAAAAUAAAUAUUAAAAAAAGGUCUUCGUUGGAUUCUUGUUGACAACUAUCGGCGUUGUUUACAACUAGGUCGGUUUCUGUCCGGACUCGACCCCAAUAUUCCCAAUGAGUUUCCGUUAUGUGGAGAUUCCCCGCACAACACCAACCACCUGUUCGCAUGCCAGCAAUCCCACUCAACUAAAACCCCUCUCCCUUUGGUUUGGCCCUAUUGAAAUUGCCCGUUUUCAGGGCCUACCGUAAGUUGAGCUUCGCGACAAUGAUUGAAGGAUG